UUUACUUCCAGGAUACGUGUGCGGUAACUUAUAGCCUUGAGUGAUUCGUGAAUCCUUUCCCAAAUCCCUAUUCCAAACGCAGAAGAAGAUCGAAAUGUGUUUAUAUGCUGUUACUAAUUUCUGCACCGUAUAUUGACACGUUAUUUGAUCCAGACGCGCAGAAUGAUGACGCCAUCCUCCUGCGACACGUUCGUGGCUUUACCUCCAUCCUCAGAGGGACAGCGCGUCAUCUUUGGCAAGAACUCGGACCGACCCUGUGAUGAGGUGCAAGAAGUGGUGUACUUCCCCUCCAAAGACUACAGUCCAGGAGAAAACGUCCAGUGCACAUAUAUCGAUAUAGAGCAGGCGACCCAUACUCAUGCUGUAGUGUUAAGCAGACCAGCAUGGCUCUGGGGAGCUGAAAUGGGAGCCAAUGAACACCAGGUCUGCGUCGGAAAUGAGGCUGUGUGGGGGCGAGAAAGCGCUGACACUGAGGAAGCUUUACUGGGCAUGGAUCUGGUGAGAUUGGCUCUGGAGAGAGCGGACAGUGCGGAGAAGGCUCUGAAUGUGAUAGUGGAGCUUCUGGAGAAAUACGGACAGGGUGGCAACUGUAUGGAAGAUGAAUGCACAUUCACAUACCAUAACAGCUUCCUCAUAUGUGACCGGACUGAGGCCUGGGUGCUCGAAACCUCCGGGAAAUACUGGGCUGCAGAGAGAGUAGAGAGUGGAUAUCGUAAUAUUUCUAAUCAGUACUCCAUCACUACAAAAAUCGACAAGGAGCACCCGAACAUGCGGGAGUACGCACGAGAGCAAGGCUGGUGGGACGGCAAGGAGGCAUUCAAUUUUGCAGAGGUUUACUCCUUUAUGAAUACAGCACGCAUAGAGGCUGCCGGUGGGCGCUUCUGUGAGGGACGCAGACUACUGGAGAAAAGCAAUGGCCAUAUCACAGCUGAAGCCAUGAUGGAUAUACUGAGAGAUAAAGAGAGUGGUAUUAAUAUGGAAGGCAUGUUCAUGACAACAGGAAGUAUGGUAUCUGUGCUGCCUAAGGACCAGUCGCUGCCUGGGGUUCAUUAUUUCACUGCAACUCCUGACCCAGAAAGGUCCAUUUUCAAGCCGUUUAUCUUUGUAGCAGACAUAAAACCACUGAAUCAUACAUGUUCUCCGUGUUUUGGAGAGGACGAUCCAGUGAAGAAGAAACCUCGCUUUCAGAACAAACCCAACCGUAAACACCCACUAUUCAUAAAACAUGAGGUGGUGGCUGCUAUAAUAGACAGCACAAGGGAGAAAGGUCAGAGGAUCAUGCAGAACAUGCAAGAGCUGGAGAAGCAAAAACUGGCAGAAAUGGAGCAAUACUUAACUACAGGUGUGGAGGACUCGACUCUGUUGGUUCAUCUCUUCUCAAAUACAGUUGAGGAAGAGCUGAGUAUUUACAGCAAAGCCUGAAACAGCCCAGAGAGACUCUUAGAUCUUAUUAUAGAAAUAAAGCAAUUAACUGUUGAUGAACAGAAAUGUAGUUAACUGCACGUAAUUCAAAUGCACAUAGAUUGCACCUUGUUCAGUAUAUAGCCAUUCCUUUGUGUAAAAUUGCUCUGGUAAUAGCAAUAUAGCAUGAUAAGAAUUAAAUACAGGUAUAAAUAUCUUAGUGAUAUCAGUUUUUCCCGUCAGACCUACAGAUAAAUAACCUACACAUACUCUGUGUAAUUUUAACAAAUUUGUAUAGGUAAUUUUGCUUUAUAGAUAAAUAGAUGGUGGUGGUUAUGUUGUGGGUUUUUUUUUUUUUUUUUACCCCCACUAUAAAUUGCAUAAAUAAUUUAUACAAAAAAGUGCACUUUGAAAAAAAUGGUUUAUUUGAUACCCAAAUGAAACAUUAAGGCUGUGCUAUAUAAGAAUAAAGAACUGUACCUCUAAUAAAUAAAGUAGCAAAAAAAAACUUUAGUAUGUUAACAUCAGAUACUGCCAGGUUUCAAUUAAUGCUUAGGUUUUGAAGAGGCUUAUAUUAAACGAUACACACAAAAAAAAAUACAAAAGCCCCAUUUCCUUAGGCUUCAGAGGAAACACAUCAAUUGAUCAUUACAUCCUUAACAGGACAUGAAUUGCUAUGGCACACUCGUACAAUGUGUUACAUGUAUUAGAGUGAAGUUGAAUGUCUUUUGAACGCUGAAUAAUGGGAUAAAUGACUGUAAUUUGACAAUAGCAAUAUAAUUGAAAUCCUAACCUAUGAAUCAGAAAGUGAUGAAUGGUACAAAUAAACAUUUCCCCCCGAGUGUUUUUACAGAAA
Tachysurus fulvidraco (yellow catfish) is the source of this 2257-nucleotide messenger RNA. It is a transcript of the gene scrn3, whose product is annotated as secernin 3. NCBI's taxonomy places the organism in Eukaryota, Metazoa, Chordata, Actinopteri, Siluriformes, Bagridae. Gene Ontology annotation, molecular function: dipeptidase activity; cysteine-type exopeptidase activity. The transcript has 9 exons. Bases 163 to 1422 code for a protein of 419 amino acids. Gene Ontology annotation, biological process: proteolysis. The record is from RefSeq and is a predicted model, not a curated record.